CCUGGACGACGAAGCAACAUCCACAUCUGCCUUCUUCAUUGAGAGCAAAUCCUUGAUCCACUGACUUUGCUAUCCUCUUUAUUCUGCCACUGUAGACCAUGGUGUCCCACAAAGAGUUCCAGAAUGCUGGGAAAGGGCCAGGUCUCCAGAUCUGGCGUGUGGAGAAUAUGGACUUGAAGCCUGUCCCCAAGCAACUCUAUGGCAACUUCUACACUGGAGAUGCCUACAUCGUGCUCUAUACCACCUCAGCUCCAUCUUACUACAUUCACAUGUGGAUGGGAAACGAGUGCUCUCAGGAUGAAAGUGGUGCUGCUGCCAUCUUUGCCACGCAGCUGGAUGAUUACCUGGGCGGUGGGCCUGUGCAGUUUCGCGAGGUGCAGAACAAUGAGUCCCUCACCUUCCUGGGCUACUUCAAGUCCGGCAUCAAGUACAAGCAAGGUGGAGUCGCUUCUGGCUUUCAGCAUGUGGUGACCAAUGACAUGAAUGUCAGGCGUUUGCUGCAUAUUAAGGGCCGGCGUGCCAUCAGAGCCACUGAGGUUGGCAUGUCCUGGGACAGCUUCAAUAAGGGAGACUGCUUCAUCAUUGACCUUGGCAAGGACAUCUACCAGUGGUGCGGUAGUGACUGCAACCGCUUUGAGCGUUUGAAGGCCUCCCAGGUGGCUAUCGAUAUCCGCGACAAUGAGAGGAGCGGCCGUGCCAAGCUCCAGAUGAUUGAGGACGGGGCAGAGCCAGAAGCCGUCAUUGAAGCUCUGGGACCCAAACCUAACAUCCCAGCUGGACAACCCGAUGAUGAGGCCACGGACAGAUCCAGUGUCAAGAAGGCCUCUCUCUACAUGAUCUCUGAUGCUGCUGGCUCAAUGAAGUCAUCCCUUGUGGCCCCGGCCAGCCCCUUCAAACAGGAGAUGCUCUCACCCAAUGAAUGCUUCAUCCUGGACAAUGGUGUGGAUAACAAGCUCUUCGUGUGGAAAGGACCAAGUGCCAACGCAGCAGAACGCAAGGCUGCCAUGAAGGCUGCCGAGCAAUUCAUCAAAGAGAAGAACUACUCCAAGAUGACUCAGAUCCAGGUGUUGCCAGCAGGAGGUGAGACCACCCUCUUCAAACAAUUUUUUUCCAACUGGAAAGAUAAGGACCAGACCACAGGCCCCAGCAAGGCCUACGCCAUUGGUCGUAUUGCUCAAGUGGAGCAAGUUCCAUUUGACGCCUCCUCCCUGCACUCCAACAAGACCAUGGCUGCCCAGCAUGGCAUGGUGGAUGAUGGCACUGGGAAGAUCCAGAUUUGGCGUGUUGAGGGGGGAGACAAAGUUCCAGUGGAUCCUGCCACCUAUGGGCAGUUUUUUGGAGGAGACUGUUACCUCAUCCUGUACAGCUACAGGCAAGGAGGCAGGGAUCAACACAUCAUAUACACGUGGCAGGGGCUGAAGUGCACUCAGGAUGAACUGGCUGCUUCUGCUUUCCUCACAGUCAAGCUGGAUGACUCUAUGAGAGGAUCCCCCGUCCAGGUGCGUGUGACACAGGGCCAGGAGCCGUCCCACCUCAUGAGCCUGUUCAAGGGCAAGCCCAUGAUCAUCCACAGUGGCGGGACAUCCCGCAAGGGUGGCCAGACCCGGGCAGGCAGCACGCGCCUCUUCCACAUCCGCCAGAGCUCCACUCGUGCUACACGAGCUGUGGAGGUAGACCCCUCUGCCUCCUUCCUGAACACCAAUGAUGUGUUUGUGCUGAAAUCCGCUGACUCCUUAUUCAUCUGGAGGGGUGUGGGUGCCAAUGAGGAGGAAAUGGCCGCUGCAAAGUAUGUGGCCAGCUUCCUUGGAGGAAGUGCCACCGAGGUGUCCGAGGGCAAGGAGCCAGCUGGGUUCUGGUCAGCUCUCGGUGGAAAAAAGGACUACCAGACAUCAAGGAGCCUGCAGAAGACGGUCAAGCCCCCACGCCUGUUUGGCUGUUCCAACAAGACAGGCAGACUGACUGUGGAGGAGGUGCCUGGAGAAUUUGGUCAGGCUGACCUUGCCACUGAUGAUGUUAUGUUGCUGGACACCUAUGAUCAGAUCUUCCUGUGGGUUGGGAAUGAUGCCAAUGAGGUGGAGAAAACUGGAUCUGCAAAAAUUGCUAAAGAGUAUGUUGAUUCUGACCCCUCUGGUCGUCGUGGCAUUCCUAUCACCACCAUCAAGCAGGGUUUUGAACCCCCCACCUUCACUGGAUGGUUCCAGGCCUGGGACCCCAAAAUGUGGGACACAGACCCCUUGGAACGGAUCCAGGCUCACUUCUAAAUCACAAACAUUCUUGCUACAUGAAUGCAUGGCUUGUCUUCUUAGAUAACCUCAGGAUAUCAGCAUAUUUCAAGCAAAAAGCUAAUUUUACUCAGCUAUCAGGCCUUAUUCAAUAUACACGAUAAGGUGCCUUAAGCCGCAGAAUUCCUACACUUAACAGAAACUGUCAAACCUUCUUGUCCAUGUAUACUCAUGUUUUAUUUCCACAUAUUUUGGUUUACACUAAGGUUUCCAUGUAUAAUAGUGGUUUUUGCUUGUAAGCAUUAAUCUUGUGCUGAAACAAUGGUAUCCUAGAUGAAAAUGGCAUAUGUACUUGGGAUAACCUCUCAGAUUGCUAGUUUACUGCAGGCAGAAUCAGGAAGACUACCACAGGUGUAUUUUAAAAACCCUUAAUGUAAAAAUGAGGGGGUUUUAACAUGAUACCCAUCGGCCUUAAUCUGAAAGUGAUCUUUCCAUUAAAAGUGUAUUGUCUCAGUAGAUGCUAAGUCAGACAGAGUCUGAUAAGUUCAUAUCUCCUGAUAUCAAAAUGAAUAAAUUUAAUAUCUCGUGUGUGGAAUGCAAGGGUGGUUGGUUUUUUAAUAAACAUCCAGCUUUUUGAAAGCUGUUUUUCCUUAA
Megalops cyprinoides (Indo-Pacific tarpon) is the source of this 2876-nucleotide messenger RNA. RefSeq names its product scinderin like a (gene scinla). The record is from RefSeq and is a predicted model, not a curated record. The transcript is spliced from 17 exons. Gene Ontology annotation, cellular component: cytoplasm; actin cytoskeleton. Gene Ontology annotation, biological process: actin filament severing; actin polymerization or depolymerization; barbed-end actin filament capping. Lineage: Eukaryota; Metazoa; Chordata; Actinopteri; Elopiformes; Megalopidae. Gene Ontology annotation, molecular function: phosphatidylinositol-4,5-bisphosphate binding; actin filament binding. Bases 99 to 2261 code for a protein of 720 amino acids.